Abrus precatorius (Indian licorice) is the source of this 1120-nucleotide messenger RNA. RefSeq lists its product as uncharacterized. The transcript has 5 exons. NCBI's taxonomy places the organism in Eukaryota, Viridiplantae, Streptophyta, Magnoliopsida, Fabales, Fabaceae. Bases 59 to 751 code for a protein of 230 amino acids. The record is from RefSeq and is a predicted model, not a curated record.
AUAGCCCCAUUGAGUUGGUUUGACAGAGUAGGGUUCUAAGGAAGAGAGAGAGAGAGAAAUGGGAGGAAAGGGAAAGAGAAGGAGAGAGAAGAACUACAGAGCUGCUCAUGGCGGCUACAAUGGCCUUCCUCCCCCACCCCUUCCUUCCCAAAUCGACGCUUUACCCUCUAAACUUCGCAAAAUCAUCUCUUUUACUCAAAAUCAAAAUGGGGCUACUGGGUCGUCAAAAAACAAAAUAACCGAUGAUGGGCAUGCUCAAAAUAACACCCCUCUAAAGGACAAAGGUAAUGUUGGUAUUGCAGAUGUCAAUCAGGGGCAUGCUAAUGGGCAAUUAAAGGCACCUCAACAUGCUGAUAGGGUUGAUGAAAGUAAUGCAAAUGAUAAGAAAAGGAAAAAAAGAAAGAGGAAUGAGGUUAAAGAUCUCAGGUUUGCAAUGGAAGUGGAUCAAACGAGCACCCAGUUAAAGAGACGGGAGCGUAAGAAAAAGUAUUUAGAAGCAAAAAAGAAGAAGCACAAAAAAUCUCAUGAGGAAGAAAAGUUGGACUUCCCUGGACAUGAAAAAAUAAAAUUUGGAGAUAUUGUGCAAGCCCCACCAAAAUUGGCUGUCACUCCUAAGGCAUUCAAGAAUGCUCAAGAUGCUUCUCAAGAGAGACUUAGACUCCGUGCUAUAGAGGAAUACAGGAGUCGCAAAGGAUGGACGUCGAGGCCAGGGAGUCACCUUCCACCUGUGGUGACUACAUCAGACACUUAAAUCACUCACAGCAUGUUAUCAAGCAUAUUAUGCUUAGUUGAGGUAGUCUUACAAAGCAUGCAAGAUUAUGCAUUGCAUGAACAAAGAAGAGGAAAUGAGCAUGGCUCUUUUGUUUUUCAUUUUCUUGGAGGUAGAUUUUUCUUCAUUGAGAGGCAAUUUAUGGGUUCUCACAGGAAGUAUGAUCUGAUGCAGACUUGUACAUGUCUGGAAGUCGUUAGUUACAUCAAAUGAAAAGUCAAUUACUGAGCUGAUAUGAUAUAGCUAACGUUUGUCAGAAUAUAAAGAAAAAUAACUCAAAAAUGAUGUUGCUAUUUAGAUUACCUUGUAUCUCUAAAUAUUCUUUAAUGCAUGUUUUCCUUGGUUUGCUUU